Molecule: messenger RNA, 1554 nt
Organism: Nezara viridula (southern green stink bug)
Lineage: Eukaryota; Metazoa; Arthropoda; Insecta; Hemiptera; Pentatomidae
Source: the annotation of a GenBank genome assembly
AUGUACUUUAUUCUAGAGUUGCUCAAAAAUGAUUUCUUUGUUUGUUUCACUAUUAUCGCGACUGUCUUGUAUUUACUCCUAACCAAAAAUCAUGGUUACUGGGCUUCGCGAAAUGUUAAAUUCAUCCGCCCUCUUCCGCUCUUCGGAAAUUCUUUCUCUACGGCUUUUAGUAUUGCCCCGGCUUACAAAGUACAGCAAGAACAAUAUAAUUCAUUAAAAGGUCAACGGUAUGGAGGAGUUUGGGGCUUCUGGAAACCUAAAUUGCUGAUUCUUGACCCACAACUCAUUGAGCACAUCAUGAUAAAAGACUUCUCGUAUUUUACGGACCGUGAGGUGAAUUCCGACGUCGAAACGGAUCCUUUGUCAAGGCACUUGGUCAACCAAAACGGAAACGAUUGGAAGAUCCUCAGGACCAAGCUCACUCCUGUCUUCAGCUCUGGCAAACUUAAGACAAUGAUACAACAAAUAAUGGAAUGUUCAGAUGCUUGUGUUGAACUCAUUGCUCAAAAAGCAGCUGCUGGAAAGCCUUUGGAGGUAAGGGAGGAGAUGGCUGGCUUAACAAUGGAUGUCAUUGGAUCAUGUGCGUUCGGUUUGAACUUAAACUCCAUGAAUGACCCUAAUUCCAAAUUCAAAAAAAUAGGCAAAUUGGUAUUUGCUCCAUCGAGGGCGGGCAAGUUGCGCUUAGCAAUGAGAGCGCACUUCGGCUUCUUGCUCAAGUUGUUCCGUUGGAAGCGCAUGCCGAGUGAGUUCGGCGCAUUUGUCAUAAACACUGUGAUGGGUAUCGUAAAGUACCGGGAAGAAAACAAUUUUCACAGAAAUGACUUUAUUCAGUUGAUGAUGGAAUUAAGAAAGGAGGAAGAGAAGCAAUUGAAGAAUGGCAAUAUUUCGAAAAUUGUAAUGGAUGACAAUACAAUAACUUCAAACGCUUUUGUUUUCCUCCUGGCUGGAUACGAGACAACUGCAUCGACAUUAGGCUAUGUACUUUACGAACUUUCUACGAAUCCUGAAAUACAAGAAAAGGUUUAUAAAGAAGUAGAAGACGUCCUUAAAAAGCAUAAUGGUGAAAUAACGUGGGAAGCAUUGAAUGAAAUGAAGUAUGUUGAGAUGGUGAUAACAGAGACACUAAGAAAACACCCACCUGUCAUAGCUGUAGCACGACAGUCAGUAAGGCCUUACAAAAUUCCCAACAGUGAUUUGGAACUUCCCGAAGGGUCAGUUAUCGUCAUACCGAUAUAUUCAAUUCAUCAUGAUCCGAGAUACUACCCAGACCCAGAGAAGUUUGAACCAGAAAGAUUUUCAGAAGAAAACAAACACAAAUUAGUCAAAAGCACCUAUUUACCUUUCGGUGAUGGGCCUAGAAUAUGCAUAGGUUUGAGAUUUGCAAGAAUGGAAAUGAAAAUAGCCAUAGCAAAACUUAUUAUGAAAUACAAAUUCAGUUUGAAUUCAAAAACAAUAUCACCUCUCCAAUAUUCGGAAAAAACAAUUUUUUUGGUGCCCAUUGGUGGAAUAUGGGUUGACUUUAUUCCAAGGACACACAACAAGGAUGAAAAAUAA